Linum trigynum is the source of this 1303-nucleotide messenger RNA. Lineage: Eukaryota; Viridiplantae; Streptophyta; Magnoliopsida; Malpighiales; Linaceae. The record is from the annotation of a GenBank genome assembly.
GUGGCUUUCCCAGCUGCCCGUGUGAAGGCUCGGUGAUUUCCACACGGCCGCAUGGCCAGGUCACACGGCCGUGUGGGUUGUGCCCGUGUGGCUUGCUCAGCCUCUGUUUAAUGCUUCGUUUCUCCCUCGUCCGGACUCCGAAUCAGUCUGCAUCGACUAUCGUCGCCUGAAUGAUGCCACCAGAAAAGAUCACUUCCCACUCCCAUUCAUUGAUCAAAUGCUCGAGCGAUUGGCCGGCCACAAUUACUAUUGCCUCCUUGAUGGGAUGUCUGGCUACUUUCAGAUUCCCAUCUCAUCAGAAGAUCAAGAGAAAACCACAUUCACUUGUCCGUACAGCACUUUUGCGUAUCGGCGCAUUCCUUUCGGAUUGUGCAAUGCACCAGCAACCUUUCAACGGUGUAUGAUUGCCAUCUUUGACGAGUUGGUGGGAGAUAUCAUGGAAGUCUUCAUGGAGGACUUCUUAGUAUUCGGAGAUUCCUUCGACAAAUGCCUGCACAACCUCGAAAAAGUUCUAAUCCGAUGCGAAGAGACGAAUCUCACUCUCAAUUGGGAGAAAUGCCACUUUAUGGUGACCGAGGGCAUUGUCCUUGGACACAAAAUUUCAUCACAAGUUAUCGAGGUUGAUCGAGCAAAAAUUGACGUCAUCUCCAACCUUCCACCACCAGUCAAUGUAAAAGCAAUAAGGAUUUUUCUUGGGCAUGCCGGCUUCGAUCAACGCUUCAUCAAAGACUUCUCCAAAAUUGCUUGACCAUUGACAAAGCUUCUCGAGAAGGAUGCUCCAUUUUACUUUACGGCGGAAUGAAACGACGCAUUUACGGCACUAAAGCACAAACUGACCCACGCCCCGAUUAUGGUGGGUCCCGACUGGUGCCUCCCGUUCGAACUCAUGUGUGAUGCAUCUGACUACGCCGUAGGAGCUGUCCUCGGCCAAAGGUAUGACAAACAUUUCAAACCAAUUUCCUAUGCAAGUAAAACCUUAAAUGAUGCUCAAGAAAAUUACACAACAACUGAAAAGGAAUUACUAGCUAUGGUGUUUGCAUUUGAUAAGUUCCGAUCAUACCUAGUUUUAUCACGAUGCAUUGUUUUUACUGAUCACUCUACUUUGUAUUUAAUGAACAAGACAGACGCUAAACCUCGUCUGAUUCGAUGGAUUCUUCUUCUCCAAGAAUUCGACAUCGAAAUUCGAGAUAAAAAAAGGCGCAGAAAAUUUGGCAGCAGAUCACCUUUCCCGACUGGAAAAUUCAAAAGAUGAUGUUUCGGAUGAAAUCAAUGAGACAUUUCCGAAUGAACGACUCUAAUCAGU